UUCAAGGCGCAAAAUAUCAAUAAAGAGUUUCGUAACGAUAAAAAUUCGUUGAUAUGGGUCUACUAUGUACACAUAAAACUUCAUGGCUUGCAACAUACAUAUCUUAGUGAAUCCAAUUGGUUUUUCUAUCCUUUACACUUUGACACUGGAAAGAGGAUGCUUUUUAGUUUCUGAGUAAAUCUGGGGCCUUUCCCGAAGUUCCUGCUCAGGCUGCUGUGUCUCGACAUUCACAUUUGAUUUCUAAAUAGUCCUGUUGAUGAACAUGGCAGAGAAACGCGUUCAAGAAUUGCUAGGGCAAAUGCAGAAGACAUUGGAAUGCUCUAUAUGCUUGGAGAUGAUGAAAAAUCCAGUGUCAACAGGUUGUGGUCACCAGUUCUGCAGAUUCUGUUUAAUGGAAUUCUUGGAAAGGAAGCGGCAAGUACCUUGUCCUCUAUGCAAGAAACCAAUCACAAAAAGGAGUCUUAUGAAAAGGGAACAACUUGGAGAGAUGGUCGAGGGUGUAAGAAGUCUGAUUUCUGCCUUCCAGAAAGACACAGGAGCUCUGUUUUCUCCUCCGAGAGGUCCACAGACGAGUUUGUUACCAGGAACACCUGAUGCCAUCCAAACAAAGUCCUCCGCAGGAAAUAAAGCGGGGAAAAAUACAGGACUGGGAAAUGUAAGACGUACCAAAAGAAAGCAGCAUGUUGAUUUGGGAAAUGCAGAGUCUCCAUCUUUGAUUGACAGUAGUGAAAGUCUUCCUGUGACAAAGUCCAGUGAUCAGAUAACAGGGGAAAAGAGUAAGGAUCUCAGUAAGAAGGAAACCAAAGAGGAAGAUAGACGGCUAGAAUUGUUAAAGUGUAUCGAAGAAGGAACACUGAAUGCUGAUGAAUUUCUUGAAGACAAUAAUGUUGUUACUGAAAAAGAGGACAAUACUGAAAUUGGAAUGAAAGGAAAAUUGAAAAGCUCUUCUAGAAAGAAUCUUGAAAGGCAAAGUAGAACUAUGUUGGUUAGUGGUAAAUGUGAUAAGAAAGUAGAAAUUAAUUUGAAAGACUGCACUAAGGGUAACAAAGAUAAAAAACAAUCUGAAGAUGUUACUGUAGUUAAGAUGAAUUCUGUUAAGUUUAAAAAUGCUAAAAGUAUUGAAAACAAAGCUGUUGCUGAGACUAAUGAAAGUUCUGUUAAUGAUAGAAGUGGAGAUACAGAUAAUGAAAAUAAAUUAGAAUAUGAUCCAGAUGAACCUGUUUUAUCAGGUGCUUCUGUUGCAAAGGAAUCAGAAACUUCUAGUGGGCCAUUAUUCAAGACCCCCAUUGACCCAAGAAGUUUAAAACAUUCUAAAAAGGGGAAGGACUCUUCUGAACAUUUUGAGGAUAUUUCUAAAAAGUCAUUACGAUCAAUGGACAAGAAAAGAAAUAACGAUCAAGGGGAAGUUGAUACAGAUGGCAGUGGUUCAGUGAAAUUGACACCUGAAGUGUUAGUUGUUAAAGGUAAAGCUGUAAGUAGAACCUACUGCAAGAAAGAUAAAGAUUUAUUUGUGAAGGAGAAAAAGGCAACUAAAAAGGUUGCUGACUGGUUGAAAAACAUUCCUACUAUACCUAAUAAUGCAAAUACAGUUGUUGAUAAAGAUGAAAUCACUGAAGUUAAAGAAAGAAAUCAACAUAGAAGGCUGAGUAAAAAGAAAUUGAAAAUAAUGCAGGAAGAAGAAGCUAUGGGAAGUAAAAUAAAACAUUUUGCUAAACAAAUUCAGGAUAAUGGUAAAGGAGUUCUGUUUGAACUAGAUGACUUUGAAGGAGAAGACGGAAGUACAGUUACUGACUCUACAUUAAGAAGUGAUAUGGAAGAUGUUGAUAAAUCUUUAGAAAGUGAUUCUCAGGUUUGUGGAGAGAAUAAAAACAACAAUGUGGUGAUUGAUGGCAAAACAGGAAAUUUUGUUGAUAAUGAUAGAACAGUAGACACUGACACAGAAAAGAAUUGUAACAAAGAUAAUGACAUAGUUGAAGAACUAUCUGAAGACAAGAUUGGAACUGAGAAAGCUGUUGGGAAAGAGCCUGUCAGGAAGAAAAGAAUAUUUAAAAGUCGAAGUGUUCCUUCUGCUCAGUCAUUUAUUGACAAAGCUACAGUCGUAGACAACAAUAAAAACAUUAAUUUGCAGAAGACGGAAUCAAAAGAAGAAAAUAACAGUGUGUUUGGUAAUGAAAUUAUUGAGAUUGAGAGUCAGGAAUCUGAAUUGCCUUCCUCUGAUCCAUAUGAAUUCAAAUCCAGUCAGAAUACACCUAAAAAGGUCGGCAAGAAGAAGGGUAAACAGAAGAAAGGAAAACUUACUAACAAAGCCAAGGGAAAACAGAAAAGAAAAGAAAACAAUGUGGAUGUUAUUCAGGUGCAAAACAAAACGGGCAGCAAGAAGUUUGAGAAGAUGUGGGACAAGAAUUUGGUGCCUGACAAAACAAUUCUUAAAACAAGAAAUACAGAAGAAAUAGACAAAAUAUCUGCUUCUCUUCAGCUAGCAGAAGAUUAUGAUUUGUUAACUUGUACACAAGAAGCAGCUGAAAGUAUUGCCAAAGAAAAAGAAAAAUCUGAAGCAAUAGCAUCAGAUGUUCAGAAAAAAGUUCGAUUUACAGAACCAGUUAUUUCAGACUUUAUUCAGACAGGUAAAAUAGACAUAAUUGGCUAUAGGAAAGCUAGGGAAGAAUUCAGUGUAGAAAAUAAUGAAACUGGAGAUGAAAAGAACUGCGAACAAAAAAGAAAAACAGUGGCAGAAAAAUGUAUAGAAAAGAAGCAAAUUGAUGUAAAUGAUGGAGAAAAUCCAUUAGGACAAAGCAGUGAUUCUACUGAAGAUGUAGAAUCAGGUAAGAUUGAAAUAAUAUUUCAUGAACCAAAAUACUGUACAUGUAAGUUUGAAAAUUUCAUAUGGAACAUUAAGAAAUGGUCAGGGCGAAAGAGUUUCAAGAUUUGUCUAACAAUUGAUAUUCAGCCUGAAGAAAUUAAAGCACAACUUUCACAAGAACUCCUAGAAAAUGUUGUCCUGGAAACACCACUAAUUCCUCUGAACAAAGCCUCACCAAAUGUAAUAGAAGAGACAACCGCAGUAUUCUCUGUGCCAGAAUUAAACAAAAUUCUUUCUAAACCUGUAAGAAAAUCAAGGAAAUUAGGGAAAGUUAAUACAUCUUUUGAAGCUGAUGCUAAAGCUGAAACACCAGAUGUUUCUAUAUACGAACAGCAUAAAAAUACAAAAACAGUUAAAGGUGAAAUGUUUGAUAAAGACUCAGAAAUUGCUAAAAUGGAAAAAGACAAACUCCGUUCAAAGAAGGAAACAAAAGAGAAAUGUAUGACUGAUGUGAAUAUCUCAUUGCAACAUGAGAAAAUGAAAUCUGAUGUUGACAGUUUGGCAGAGUCUGAUGAAACAAAAUCACCUGAUGUAGAAUUGGUUCUGGUACAAAACACAGACAAUAAUAAACAUGAAGAAUAUGAACAGAUGCAGGUAGACAGUGACCAAGAAGCUGUUGCUGUGACUUCUCAGGAGGCCCUUAAUAGUGAAUCAACACUGACCCAAAACAGUGAAUCUUUACUGCAGCCAAGUGCAUUAAAAGCGAAGACUUUGUGUAAAACUGGCCAAAGAACUGAUAUAUAUGAACACACAAGUAUAAUAAAUACUGAAAAAGAAAUGCAGAAACAAUAUAAACCAAACUCUAAAGAUGAUAAAGAUGCUUUAGUACCAGGAGGGUGCGAUAAAUAA
Messenger RNA from Mercenaria mercenaria, 3709 nucleotides. Its product is annotated as E3 ubiquitin-protein ligase RING2 homolog spat-3-like. NCBI's taxonomy places the organism in Eukaryota, Metazoa, Mollusca, Bivalvia, Venerida, Veneridae. The transcript has 8 exons. The record is from RefSeq and is a predicted model, not a curated record. Gene Ontology annotation, cellular component: BRCA1-BARD1 complex; plasma membrane; BRCA1-A complex. Gene Ontology annotation, molecular function: ubiquitin-protein transferase activity; metal ion binding. The coding region runs from base 257 to 3709 and encodes 1150 amino acids. Gene Ontology annotation, biological process: positive regulation of transcription by RNA polymerase II; negative regulation of fatty acid biosynthetic process; double-strand break repair via homologous recombination.